Messenger RNA from Oxyura jamaicensis (ruddy duck), 2886 nucleotides. It is a transcript of the gene DYRK3, whose product is annotated as dual specificity tyrosine phosphorylation regulated kinase 3. The coding region runs from base 121 to 1848 and encodes 575 amino acids. The record is from RefSeq and is a predicted model, not a curated record. Gene Ontology annotation, molecular function: protein serine/threonine kinase activity; ATP binding; protein serine/threonine/tyrosine kinase activity. Gene Ontology annotation, biological process: positive regulation of cell cycle G2/M phase transition; peptidyl-serine phosphorylation; cytoplasmic stress granule disassembly. Lineage: Eukaryota; Metazoa; Chordata; Aves; Anseriformes; Anatidae. The transcript has 3 exons. Gene Ontology annotation, cellular component: nucleus.
GCCGGGGGCUCGGUUCCCCUGGCAACGGGCGGCCCCGCCGCGGCCCGCCCGCCCCGGCAGCGCUGGGCCUGACGGCGGCGGCGGCGGGACGAGGGAUGGGGGCCGUCCCCCGCUGCCACCAUGCUGCUGGGCAGGAAGCCGGAGGCGCCCCUCGGGGCAGCCAGGUUUGGAGACGGAUUAUAUGAUUCCUAUAUGAGGAUAGAUCAGAUCAGGUACCAGGAGUCUACAAAUGAAGAACAAAGCCCCUCGGGACUUCCUUCCCUUGGAAGAUCAAAUGUUUGUAGCAACAAACUUGCAAUGAAGGAUCACCCUCUGACUGGAAGUCAGGUCAAAGUGGAGCAAUUAUUUGAGGACUCUGGUAACAGAAGGAGUAGUACUCUACAGUCUGCAGGAAUUACUGGUUCAGAAAGAUCUCUUCCUUCCCUGGCAAAAGAUAAGAGUAUAGAGAGCUUAAGCACUUCUAAAGGUGGUGUUAGUUCCUCAAAAGCACACAAAGCCAUUUCCCAAGCUCCAGAGCAAGCUGUCAAACAGUACAAACAUCAAUUAUCUGCUUAUGAGCAGCAAGAGAUAUUCAACUUUUCUGAAAUUUACUUUGUGGGUCCAGCUGCAAAAAAGAGGCAAGGAGUAAUUGGUGGUCCCAACAAUGGAGGCUACGACGAUGACCAAGGCAGCUACAUUCACGUGCCCCACGACCAUCUUGCUUACAGGUAUGAAGUACUCAAAAUCAUUGGCAAGGGCAGUUUUGGACAAGUCGCUAAAGUCUACGAUCACAAACUCCACCAACACUUAGCCUUAAAGAUGGUUCGCAAUGAGAAGAGAUUCCAUCGCCAAGCAGCGGAAGAAAUCCGGAUUCUGGAGCACCUGAAGAAGCAGGAUAAAACUGGCAGCAUGAAUGUUAUUCACAUGCUGGAGAGCUUCACCUUUCGGAACCACAUCUGUAUGACUUUUGAACUCUUGAGUAUGAACCUGUAUGAGCUGAUUAAAAGAAAUAAGUUUCAGGGCUUCAGCAUCCAGCUGGUACGCAAGUUUGCUCACUCGAUACUGCAGUGUUUGGAUGCCCUUUAUAGAAACAAAAUCAUACACUGUGACUUGAAGCCAGAAAAUAUCCUCCUAAAACAGCAAGGGAGGAGCGGAAUCAAGGUCAUAGAUUUUGGGUCCAGCUGUUUUGAGCACCAAAGAGUCUACACGUACAUUCAGUCUCGAUUUUAUCGAGCACCAGAGGUAAUCCUAGGAAGCCGCUAUGGGAUGCCCAUAGAUAUGUGGAGUUUUGGCUGUAUUCUGGUGGAGCUAUUGACUGGAUACCCUCUUUUUCCUGGAGAGGAUGAGGGAGACCAACUGGCUUGUAUGAUGGAACUUCUGGGAAUGCCACCUCAGAAGCUUUUGGAUCAAUCCAAGCGAGCCAAGAACUUCAUCAACUCCAAGGGUCACCCUCGCUACUGCACUGUAACUACACACGCAGACGGAAGAGUGACCCUUAAUGGGAGUCGAUCGCGCAGGGGUAAAAUACGAGGUGCUCCAGGGAACAAGGACUGGGUGACAGCACUGAAAGGCUGCGACGAUCCCUUGUUCAUAGAGUUCUUAAAAGAAUGUCUCAGCUGGGAUCCUUCGGCACGCAUGACUCCAAGUCAGGCUCUAAGGCACCCAUGGAUUUGUAAACGAACACCCAAACCGCCCAGCACUGACAAAACCUCCAGUAAACGGAUAUCGAGCUACACAAGUUCUUUCACGGGAAUUGGUUCCAAGUUGCCUCCUGUAGUUGGGGUAGCGAACAAGCUGAGAGCGAAUUUAACCUCCGACUCCAGUGGCAGUAUACCUCUAUGUACUGUGCUGCCAAAGCUGGUCAGCUAAUGGCGGGCUCUGUGUCUCCAGAAUACAUACCUUGUAUUUUAAUCGUUUGUUAAUAACGUGUAAGGAAGUUAAAUGCAGAGGUUUUUAAUGGAUUUUACUUUUUAUUAGAGGAUGAAUCUUGAAUAUAAAAAGUUUAGUCAAAAUGUAAACUUUUAAAGGGCUAACUUAUCAAAUUGUUUCUCACUCAACAUGGUGCAUAUAACGCUCUGGAUAGGUCAGCUCCUCUGCUGAGUAAAAUGAGUUUGACAGAUGUGCUAUUUAAUAAUGCUCUUUUAGAAAUCAAACUUUCUUAUCAAGACGGUUUAGAAGAUCAUUUUGCUUAAGACAGCGAGGGAAAAUAAUUUAAAAUGCCUAUUUUCAGUUAAUCCCCAAAUUCACUAUUUUUAUUUGGGGAAAAGUUUCUACAUCUAUUGUCAAAAGCACAAGUGCGUUAAUGUAAUGCGUUAAGAACUUGCUUGCAAAUGGCUAACUUAUGUUUGAAGAAUUUCAUUUCUCUGUGCUGCUUUUCCCUUACCUGUUCUGACGGAGAUUUUUAGAAAUACCAUGGGAUCUAGACACCAAAAGUUUGGUGUUGAAAUUUUGUAGUCUGACUUUUAUUUUUAUUUUAUUUUUUUCCGAACAGCUUGGAAAUGGCACAGAACACAGGAUAUGUCUAAAUAAAACUAAUUCCUGUGCACUUGCUAUCUCCCUUGAAAGCACAUGGAAAGCUGAUGAGGAAAUUCAGGUUCAGAUGGUCAAUCAGAUGUGUGGACCAGUUUGAUCAGACCUAAUGAAUCAAUUAUAUGUGUUUUGGAGCUCAGAUUUUUAAAAAAUCAGUUCUGCCAGGUGUGUUUGUGUGGAUUUUGUGUGUGUGUGUUGUUUUUUUUCCUGUAUUGUUUCCAAAACAAAAAUGUUGAACUUAAGGAACCGUCAAAUCUGGGGUCUGUUUUACACAUUUGAGAUUCUGAUCAUUUAAAAAAUGUCUUUGUUGUGUAGAGUGAAUUCCAUUGCAUUAGGUGGAGCUCUUCUAAUAGCAAAGCAAAGAUCCUGCCCUGGUCA